AUUUCAUUCCACUGUUGUGGCCAUACUGUGCGACGCUUUUUUGUUUACAACCGCGACGCGCGUCAAAUCUAUGUCCAUAUACCGUGGAAAUGUCAAAAAUUCGCUGACAUUUACUGGAAAAAAUCGUACGCCAUUAGUUUAUGGCAUCUUCCUUCGGUGUGAAAAUUGACAAUUUACGCAGCAGAAGUCGCGUCCUGUUGACGUGCCUCGAAGAGAACGCUAAAAUCGUCCGCAAGGAGGUUAAGAAGCUCCGCUCCCAAGACUCAUACCGUUUGCACGGUACAAGCAAACGCCGCUCGGCUUAUGGGCGACAAUCCGACAUCUGGAAGUUGCGCAACGACUCGAGUGGUGUCGGCGCUCUUCUCUGCCCCGACUACUUUCGGCCGUUGUCGAAAUACGAAUCUGUCUCAGCGACGGACAUGAGCGCCAACCGGAGGCUGCCGGUGGUUAAACCUGAAAGGAAACAGCCGAAGUCGUCCUCUCCGCGACGCUCGGUCGUCAAGGAAUGCUACUGCCAGACGGCGAUGCUCCAGACGCGGAAGGCGAAUCAAAGGUCGAUGAGGACGAGACACGCGCCGAUUUGCCUGCCGAGUUUCCGCGAAACCGACGAUGCGGUUCACGGCGAUGCCGGCUCGCCGCGGGAUCCUCCGGAACCGGCUUACUCGCCGCCGUUGAGCACGACAACGCUGAGACGAGCCCAGAAAAUCGACUACACACCGAGGUCCGAAUUUUUGCGGAGAGUUCAGAGCAAAAUCAACACCCUGCGCGAUAGUCAGCUUGGAACUCCGAGAGCACCGAGUCCGCUGCCUCGGAGGUUUAAUUUGACGAGUGGCAACAUUCCGGGGAACUCAAAAUCCUUGGAAGAAAGGCGGAACAGCGGGGUCGAGUUACCGCGAAAACACAACUGCCGUCGCGGUGUGGACAUCGAGGCUUUGCCGAAGAAGACUUCGCUGCCCAAGAAAACCAUCGCGUCCAGGAAGUUAAUGAACGAUCAGAACAAACCGGCGAAUUUCAGGAGCCGCGAACGCAGAGCGGCCUUCCGAUCGUCGUCGCCGGACGGAAGAACCCUUCGUAUGGUUUCUGGGGACGGAAAUUUUUCUCGCCCAUCCGUCGGAGACGAAAGGAAAUCUUGCCCCUGCUCGGAGUAUCGGGCAGAUAAAUUUUUGGGAGAACAAGGCGAAAACGAGGCGGUCGACUCGGAGGUUAACGAUGUUCGGAAAUUUCGCGAUAAGAAUUACUUCGACACGCACGCCUCCUGCCCAUCCUUACUCGGCUCUCGGUCCUCCGGUUCUCUCCAGCAAUUUCGCCUCAACGAGAGGCUCUUUCCCGAGCCGGUGGGGAGGGUUCAUCGCGAUGACCUUGUCGUCAGCAUCCCUCCGUGUGCCACCAGGCAAAGGAGGGGAGUCCACUAUUUUCCGAGGAGCAUAGUCAGGCAGGAGAAGAAUGCCUCGAAUACAAAUUACACUAAAAAACGACGAUGUCCCGCGGGCUGUCCUUUGAUCGGUCAUGCCGUCGACUUGGGCGCCCUCAAAGUUUCCCAUCCUUCGAACAGUUUGGCACUAAGAUUUCAAAAAGGAAUUCGUUGAACUUUGGCUCAAUAACAUGUCGAAUUUGAGAUAUCGGCAGAAUUCAGUUGCAGAAUCUGGCCGCAGAUAAUACAAAAUGUUCAUUACUUCAAACUCCAUUGAAAUUGACACGGCGUGUGUGGAUAAUUUGCAACGGUUGCGCUGCUGUAUAAACGUCUGUUACUUUGGUUUUAUCAUUUUUGCUCGGCAGUUUAAGUUCAAUCCUCGCAAAACGCACCGGUAGAAAAUCUUUGGCUUUUACUAUUCGAUACAUUCAUUUAUCACACAAAUUCACCAAAAUCUCAGGCCUCAUUUGUAUAAUGUCAUAAUUAUUCUUUAUACAUACUCGUUAAAGUAACUGGAUAUUUUAGAACGGUACGCGGUAAACGGAAAAACGAAAGUGAAUACUUUCGAACAACUCGAAUGGAAUUGGUAUAUGUUUUGUUGAACAAUUUAAGUUAUUUUAUACUUUGUUUGGUACCGUGAAUACAUUGUAUUGAAAUUUUCCCGAAGAAUUUUUUUUUUCAUGAUUUGGAUACUAUCUGAUCUCACUAGCGCUGUUAAAAUUUUAUACCAGAACAAGUCCGCGCGACGAGUAAUUAUUAUUACUGAUUUAUCAGAAAUCAAGCGCAAUAAUGGAAAGUGAUUUUUAGAAAAAUAUGUUAGCAAUUAUUUCAGAUAAAUUAACCUAUCGAAUACUUGAAACAAAAAUGUGUUGUACAACAUAUACAUAUAUUCUAAAAUUGCAACAUGCCCAGUACAUUCAUUUAGGAAAAUUUUUCUAGCCACGUGCAUACGCUUCGCGAUACUGCAGACGGUCAUUCCGUUUGUUUUCACUUUUAUAAAAUGCAUUCUUCACAAUGUGUUCGAAAUCUCACCAUACACAUUUCUAUAUAAGAGAUAUCAGAUAGCAAUAAGCUUUAACAAAUCGGUUGCA
This is a messenger RNA of Neodiprion fabricii, 2502 nucleotides long. RefSeq lists its product as uncharacterized. Bases 141 to 1586 code for a protein of 481 amino acids. The record is from RefSeq and is a predicted model, not a curated record. NCBI's taxonomy places the organism in Eukaryota, Metazoa, Arthropoda, Insecta, Hymenoptera, Diprionidae. The transcript has 2 exons.